AUGAAGUCGCAGCUCGUUGCAUUAGGCCUGUUGUCCGAGGACGAGGAGAUGUCCGAUGACGAAAAUGCAGCGAGCAGCACGCCCAAGGAGAUUCCCGACAAUGGCGUCGUGGAGACGAACGAGUCGAAGGAGAGGCUUGUCGAGGGUAUGCCCGACGAGAGAGACCUCGAGACGAGCGCCCCGAAGGAUUUGUGCCGGCCGCUCGCCGAGUGCGAGGACAUGGAGAUUGUCUCCAAUGCCAGCGAUGAGGGAGUGGAGAUCCCCUGGUCGCCCGAAGAGGAAUCCGAGGAGCAGGUGUCCGAGACAAAGGUUGCCGAGGCUCCAGGCGAAGAUUCGUCGGCCGUCGGAAGAGAGCUGCUCGGGAGGCCUUCCCCACGCAAG
Messenger RNA from Symbiodinium necroappetens, 381 nucleotides. Lineage: Eukaryota; Dinophyceae; Suessiales; Symbiodiniaceae. The record is from the annotation of a GenBank genome assembly.